Molecule: messenger RNA, 579 nt
Organism: Scatophagus argus
Lineage: Eukaryota; Metazoa; Chordata; Actinopteri; Scatophagidae
Product: beta-2-microglobulin-like
Exons: 3
Coding region: 97-447 (116 amino acids)
Biological process (GO): antigen processing and presentation of exogenous peptide antigen via MHC class II; immunoglobulin production involved in immunoglobulin-mediated immune response; positive regulation of T cell activation
Cellular component (GO): MHC class II protein complex
Molecular function (GO): MHC class II protein complex binding
Source: RefSeq, a predicted model, not a curated record
GCCCUAUGCUUUCACUUUAGUUUAGCUCAGCAAAGGAAGUGGUUGGUUCUCUGUGUCAUUCGAUUUUCUGUGAAACUACAAAAGAAUUACUCAAACAUGAGGAUCGUUUUGUGUCUAGCAGCUCUCACAGCUGUCUACUGCUCAGACAGCCUCAAACACACACCACCCAAGGUUCAGGUGUACAGCCGUAACCCAGGAAAGUUUGGGGACGACAACACCCUGAUUUGCCAUGCGACUGGAUUCCACCCCCCUGACAUCAGCAUCCAGCUUUUAAAGAAUGGAGAAGAACUUCCUGGUGCUAAGCAGACUGACCUGGCCUUCAGACAGAACUGGCAAUUCCAUCUGACCAAAAGUGUGGCUUUCACACCCAUGACUGGACAAAAGUUCUCCUGCAAGAUCACUCAUGGGGGCACCAUAAAAGAUUAUGCCUGGGAACCAAACAUGUAGCCCGCCUGGCUUCAGCUACCGCUUCAGCUACCGCUUCAGUUGAAUCUAUUCUCCAAUCAACAGGAUCACAGUUUCUCUCAACAUUCUCACAAAAAAAUCACUGUUUUAUUAAAAGCAAUUUUUCUCUUUGUC